Molecule: messenger RNA, 1966 nt
Organism: Peromyscus californicus insignis
Lineage: Eukaryota; Metazoa; Chordata; Mammalia; Rodentia; Cricetidae
Product: olfactory receptor 52B2
Exons: 1
Coding region: 449-1417 (322 amino acids)
Biological process (GO): G protein-coupled receptor signaling pathway
Cellular component (GO): membrane
Molecular function (GO): G protein-coupled receptor activity; olfactory receptor activity
Source: RefSeq, a predicted model, not a curated record
ACUCACAGAGAUCUGCCUGGUUGAGGAGCUAUUUUAAGGCUAAGAUUUGGGCAAACUGAAGAGGGAAGGGAAGGAAAUUUAGGUAAAUACAGAACAAAAUGUCGGGGAAGGAACAAGUACAAGCUGUGUAGAGAGCAAUUUGUACUUAUGUGGAUGGAAAUGGUAGAAUGAAUGUUAAAAGGUGGAAGUGGGUGAGGACACUGGGGGCAGGGUGAAUGGAGACAGGUGCAGCUUCUGUUGGUUCUAAAGCACCUUGCCACAGAAACUGUGCAAAUGAAACACUUAGGGCCAGAAGCCAUUUCUACACCCUAGCCACCAUCUUCUAGAUGAGCUUUCUCUUGGGAGCUCAGCAAUUCACAAGUUCGCAUCUGCCUUUGAGCCUUUGCACACACUCAAGAAUUCUUUCUGUUCCUUCACUGCCAGCCACUCAUCAGCUAUAGUGGGCAUCAUGAUUCACAGCAACAUCACCAUCUUCUACCCUGCAGUUUUCGUGCUCCUUGGCAUCCCUGGGUUGGAGGCUUAUCAUACCUGGUUGUCUGUACCUUUGUGCCUCAUGUAUGUCACUGCAGUCUUUGGGAACAGCAUCCUGAUAGUGGUCAUCAUCACAGAACGGAGCCUGCAUGAACCCAUGUAUUUCUUCCUCUCCAUGCUGGCCAUCACAGAUAUCCUACUGUCUACUACUACUGUGCCCAAGGCCCUAGCCAUCUUUUGGCUCCAUGCCCACAACAUUGCCUUUGAUGCCUGUGUCACCCAAGUCUUCUUUGUCCACACAAUGUUUGUCGGGGAGUCAGCCAUCCUGUUAGCCAUGGCCUUUGACCGCUUUGUGGCCAUCUGUGCCCCACUGAGAUACACAACGGUGCUGACAUGGCGCAUGGUGGGGAGGAUUGCUCUCGCCAUUGUCAUCAGAAGCGUCUGUAUCAUCUUUCCCGUGAUUUUCUUGCUGAAGCGGUUGCCAUUCUGUCGAACCAACAUCAUCCCCCAUUCCUACUGUGAGCACAUUGGGGUGGCCCGCUUAGCUUGUGCCGACAUCACUGUUAACAUUUGGUAUGGCUUCUCAGUGCCCAUCGUCAUGGUCAUCAUGGAUGUGAUCCUCAUUGCUGUGUCUUACUCACUCAUUCUGCGAGCAGUGUUUCGUUUGCCCUCCCAGGAUGCUCGGCACAAGGCCCUGAGCACUUGUGGGUCUCACCUCUGUGUUAUCCUCAUGUUUUACGUUCCAUCCUUCUUUACUUUACUGACCCACCGCUUUGGGCGGAACAUUCCCCGGCAUGUGCAUAUCUUGUUGGCCAAUCUUUAUGUGGUGGUGCCACCAAUGCUGAACCCCAUUGUCUACGGGGUUAAGACUAAGCAAAUCCGGGAGGGUGUAGUCCACUGGUUCUUGGAUAUCAAGGCUCAGUGUUGUUUCUCUCCUUUGGGUUGAUGGGUCCUUGCAAAUCUUUAUACUCAGCUUCAUCAAGGAAGCUAGCCAAGGAGCACAGAUCUCCUGGAUAGAGAGGUAUUUCCUUCUUUUGCUUCAUCCUUGUCCUCUUCCCACUUUUCUGUUUUCUAAUUUGUCCUCCUUAUCUCUUUCUCUUGUUUAAUGUGUGCUACCCACUUCAUACAUUUAUCCUCAAAACUAGAGAUGAUAAACUAAGUGUACAUUUCUCUGAUAGGAGAAUUUGUCUUUUUCAGUAAUUGGAUGUAUCACAAGAAGUAAGGUUAUAAACAAAUAAAUAUAUUUAGACAUAUUUAAUAUAUGGAGAGGCUCUGAUAUUUUAAAGUCCCUAACACUGUUUCUUUAUAUAAAAUCAAGUAAGCUGGGCUUGGUGGUUCAUUUCUGUAAUCCUAUCACUCAGGAAGCUGAGGAAGGAUUGAUCUGGGUUUGAGAAUAACCUGGCUUACAUAGUCAGUUCAAGAGCAACCUGAGUUAUAAAGCAAAACUCUGUCACAAACACCAAACCAAAGCUAAUAAAAGUUCUCUACUAUCUUC